Molecule: messenger RNA, 768 nt
Organism: Pantherophis guttatus
Lineage: Eukaryota; Metazoa; Chordata; Lepidosauria; Squamata; Colubridae
Source: RefSeq, a predicted model, not a curated record
AUGGCCAAGCCCCAACACAUUGAGGGGUCCCCAAGUUGGAGAAGGGAGCUUCUCUACGUCGACUGCUCCCCUGGGAAUGGAAGGCCCAGCAAACUUCUCACUCCUUCCUUUUCCCUGCCCCCUCCUCCUUUUCCUUCCUCCUCUUCUGCCUCCUCCUUCCUCUUUCCCACCCCUUCCUCUUCCUCUUCCUCCUCCGCCCCUGCCCCCUCCUUUUCCUACCCCUCUCCUUCCGCUUCUUCCCCCACUUCUUCUCCUUCCGCUUCUUCCCCCACUUCUUCCUCAUCCUCCCCACUCUUCCUCUUUCCCACCUUCUUCCCUGCCCCCUCCUUUUCCUUCCCCUCCUCCACUGCCCUUCCUUCCUCUUCCCCCACUUCUUCUCUUCCCCACUCUUCCUCUUCUUCCCCAUCUCCUUCCUCCUCUUCCUCCUCCUCCCACUCUUCCUCCUCUUCCCCAUCUCCUCCUUCCUCCACUUCCCACCCCUCCCCUCCUUUUUCCUACUCUGCCCCUCCUGCUUCUUCCCCCAUUUCUUCCUCAUCCUCCCCACCCCUCCUCUUCCUCCUUCUCCCUCCCCACUCUUCCCCCUCCCUGCCCCUCCUUUUCCUACUCUUCUCCCCCUCCUCUGCUUCUUCCCCCACUUCUUCCAUCCUCAUCCUCCCCACUCUUCUCUUCUCUUCCCCAUCUCCUCCUCCCUCCUCUUCCCCUCCUCCUUUUCCUUCCUCCUCCUCCUCACUCUCUUCCUCUUCUUCCCCAUCUCUUUCUCCUUCCUCU